AUGGCAGCCGUCUCACCGGCAGAGUCCGCCUUAGUGGUCCUGUACUACGUCUAUCCGGCCGCUGUUUUCCUCUACUUCCUCGUCUCCUCUCUUGUCUCGGCUUGCACAGUGGCCGCCUCCAAGAAGAGCGAAAAUGGCAACCAGAACCGCCCCAGCCGCACGACUACUCUGUUGCUUUCCCUCCUCUGUAUUUUAACGUUCGUUGCUCAGCUAGCCGUGGUUGGUACUGAGGCAUUCCUGGCACGAGAGUGGCCUACGCAGGAUCACAUCAUCAUCGGACACUUGUCUUGUAUUCUGGUCUUUGGCAUUCACCUCAGCCGUUGCCUUGACCUUGAACAUGAUCCAUCAUACCCUUUUGUCGGCUCCUGGCUACUCGGUCUUCCAAGCUCGGAUGAGGAGCGUCAGCCUCUCCUCCCCAAGGACACGACAGCCUCGCCCAGCAGCCCCACUGGCCUGUCUCAACAUAGCCAGGAGUCCGGAUACGGAUCAACGCUCCAAGCUGAAGAGGAAGACACCGAGGAGGCUCCCGAGUAUAACUGGGAGCGACGUGAGAGGGAAGCCAAAGAAGCUAUGAAGAAGCGGCUUGAAGAAGGUGGUAAUUGGUUUGAGUACGCCAAAGGAUUCAAGAUCCUCUUUCCAUACGUUUGGCCAGUUGGCAACAUCGGUCUUCAGCUUCGUGCCGCGGCAGUGUGCCUGUGCUUAUUUGGUUCAAAUGCGCUUCAUUUGCUCAUUCCUCGCCAGACCGGUAUCAUCAUGGACAGUUUGAGUGGAUCUGACCAGACCAACCCUUGGCUCGCUGUCAUCAUCUUUGCUGCUCUCCGCUUGGCCGCCUCUGAAUCGGGUAUCGAGCUGGUUCGUCAAUGGCUCUGGGUCCCCGUCAAGUACUACUCACAUGACGCCCUGACGCGAGCUGCUUACUCGCACAUGAUGCACCUUUCGGCCGAUUUUCACGACUCCAAGAGCUCUUCGGACAUGAUGAUGGCCAUCUACGGAGGCAGCGCAGUUUCCAACGUGAUCGAGAACGUUCUGCUCUACGCUGUUCCCAUGCUCAUCGACAUGGGCGUGGCCGUCGUCUAUCUUUCCAUCACAUUUGGACCCUACGAAGGACUGAUUACUAUGGCAACAGGAGUCUUUUUCCUCCUCAUCGCCAGCAGACUCGUUGCCAACUCCAAGGCGGCAAGUCGCAAUCGUGUCAAUGCGUUGUACGAGGAACACUAUGUUCGACAGUCGGGCUUCCUUGGAUGGCAAACCGUCAGUGCCUUCAACCAGAUUGGCUACGAAGACAACCGUCAUGCUAAUGCAGUCACCAACCGCUGGCUUAGGGAGCAGCAAUACGUCCUCGGGUGGUACAUCUCUAUCGGAUUUCAGACCUUGGUGCUUACAUCUGGUCUUUUGGCGAGCGCCUUCUUGGCCGUCUACCGCAUCAGGGCUGGAAGCGCAACCCCUGGUCAAUUUGCUAUGCUUCUCAUGUACUGGGCUCAGCUGACAUCUCCCCUUCAAUUCUUUGCCAAGUUGGGUAAGAAUGUCAGUGACGACUUCAUCGAUGCUGAGCGGCUGCUUGACAUCAUGAGAACCCAGCCAUCUGUUGAGAACCAGAAGGGAGCUCGGCCGUUGAAGUUUGUUGCUGGCGAGGUCGAGUUUGACAAGGUUUGCUUCAGCUACGACAAACAGAAGGGCAUCAUCAACGAUGUAAGCUUUCACGUUCCGGCUGGACAAACGGUUGCAUUUGUUGGAGCCACUGGAGCAGGCAAAUCCACCCUAAUCAAACUUUUGGACCGGUUUUACGACGUUGGCGAGGGAUCUAUCCGUAUCGACGGACAGGACAUACGAGACGUUGAUUUGUUCAGUCUUCGUGAUCGAAUUGGAGUUGUGCCCCAGAACCCGAUUCUGUUUGACGACACGAUCAUGAACAACGUUCGAUACGGAAGAAUCACUGCGAGCGACGAGGAAGUGUUUGAAGCAUGCCAAGCAGCGUGUAUUCAUGAUAAGAUCAAGGGCUUUACCCAUGGCUACAAGACACGAGUAGGAGAACGAGGCGUUAAACUCUCUGGAGGCGAGCUCCAGCGCAUUGCAAUUGCCCGAGCAAUGCUGAAGAAGCCAGACAUCGUUUUGUUGGACGAGGCUACCAGUGCAGUUGACACAGACACUGAGCAGCAGAUCCAGGUAUCCUUCAAGAGAUUCCACCGCCUAUCAACCAUCAUGAACGCGGACCGUAUCAUUGUCGUCGAAAACGGCGAGAUCCUUGAGCAGGGCAACCACGACGAAUUGAUCGUUGCCGGUGGAAGAUACGCAGACCUCUGGUCGAAGCAGGUCUUUGUCCGAUCCAACGAUGAAGACAAGAACAACUCGGCUGGUCAAGCAGGAUUUGUUAACGACUUGUCCUCGGAGCAGACCAGAACAGAACUGUCAAAGGUCAACAAGCCCGCGCCAGCCGCCAACGGAGCAGCGGACUCGUCGAAGCCAGAGGCCAGUGGAGAGGAACUAACAUCAACCCCCAAGCGCAAGCAAGAGGGAACCCGGUUGAAUCCUGUUGCCGCCACGUUUACGCCACGGACGCUUGCCAAGGCCAGACAAACUUUCGCAACUGAGACAUCCGAGGAAUCCGAAGUUUCCGGGGCGCAGAGUGAAACGAUGGGCACGAGCCUACCCACCAGUCGUCAAUGGUCCGAUGAAGCUUUCAUCGCAGCUGUGGACCGUGCCCUGAAGAACCGUCCAGGCCAUGCCGAAGAUGAGCAUGAGAAGGCUGAGGUGGCGCCUGAAACGAGUGUGACCCAAGAUGAGGGCGUUCGUGCCCCAUCUUUUGAGCUCAAACUCCCAUGCUACUCUCGACGGGUCCAGUCCAAGAGCGAGCCAUCCCAAGUGUCGCAAACAUCGGAGGGUCAGUUGUCGGAGGGGAGAACCAAGGUCUCCGGUCGGUCACAGGUCUAUCGUCACGUCUCACUCCCUUCCAUGAAGAGUGGUGCAAGUGGCUCGCAAAUUCCCAAGCCUCGCGACCUAUAUCACAGCCAGCGCAGGGAGCUCCUCAGGCAAGGAGAAUUCGAUACCAAUGCGCCCAACGGCAAUGGACCUUCGGGCGGUGGCAAUGAACCCACUGUAUCCAGCCAACGUCGUGGCAACCGCGGGGGUCGACGAGGAAAAGGUUCCUGGUAUCGCGGCCGACGAGGCCGAGGAAGCUACCGAGGUGGUGCAGCUGGUACGCAAGCAGGUUAG
This is a messenger RNA of Fusarium vanettenii 77-13-4, 3210 nucleotides long. RefSeq lists its product as uncharacterized. Lineage: Eukaryota; Fungi; Ascomycota; Sordariomycetes; Hypocreales; Nectriaceae. Gene Ontology annotation, biological process: transmembrane transport. Gene Ontology annotation, molecular function: ATP binding; ABC-type transporter activity; ATP hydrolysis activity. Gene Ontology annotation, cellular component: membrane. The transcript is spliced from 13 exons. The record is from RefSeq and is a predicted model, not a curated record. Bases 1 to 3210 code for a protein of 1069 amino acids.